AUGUUCGCGGGGUGGGUCGCGGGCGCUCGGCUCGGGCACCGCGGGGCGGGUCUGCGCGCGGCGCGCCCCGGCCCGGGCUCACCCCUGUCCCCGCAGGUGGCGCUGGGCUUCGCGGACAGCAGCUGCGACCCCUCCGACCAGUGCCCGCCCCAGGCCCGCUGGAGCAGCCUGUGGCACGUGGGGCUUAUCCUGCUCGCUGUCCUCCUGCUGCUGCUGUGUGGGGUCACGGCCAGCUGUGUCCGGUUCUGCUGCCUCCGGAAGCGGGCACACACCCAGCCACACCUGCCACCAGCACCUCAGCCUUGCGACCUGACAGUCAUUCCUGUGGAUAAUGACAGCCCGGUGCACAGCACUGUGACUUCCUACAGCUCUGUGCAGUACCCGCUGACCACGCGGCUGCCCCUGCCCUUUGGGGAGCUGGACCUCAACUCCAUGACCCCUCCCGCCUACAGCCUAUAUGCCCCCGAGCUGCCGCCCUCCUAUGAUGAGGCCGUCAAGAUGGCCAAACCCGAACAGGAAGAGCCGCCCCCCUCCCAGUAGCCCAGCCGCCUCCCCGGGGCCUCAGGCCAAGAGACUCCUCCAGGAGCCCCAGGAGUUGGGCACCAAUGCCCAACACUCCCAGCUAUAGCCCUGGUGCCCCUCAAAGGAGGGAGAAAACUCUCCUGAACCUCCCAAUGCCUCCAACCACCCUGUGCUCCGAGAGCACUUGGAGCCGGGACUCCCAGCCCACUCCCACCAUCCUUCCCCCGGGAAGGCCAGCCGUCCAGCACAUUGCUGCAGCCCUGGCCUCGUUGCUAUGUAACGCCAGGCAGCCGAGCCGGCCAGCCCUAUGUUGGCCACACACACACAGCAGGCUGCUGCAUUCAGCCCCAGCCCCUGCCCAGUGCAGCCCAGCAGGGCGUUGUCCCAGAGGAGGCCCCAAAGGCCUAAGCCUCAGGGCUCAGGGCUGGCUGUGAUGUCCACAGCUUUCUGGAGAGAGAAUAAAGUUUGUAUCUAAGUGGUC
Molecule: messenger RNA, 1003 nt
Organism: Diceros bicornis minor
Lineage: Eukaryota; Metazoa; Chordata; Mammalia; Perissodactyla; Rhinocerotidae
Gene: TMEM52
Product: transmembrane protein 52
Exons: 5
Coding region: 1-540 (179 amino acids)
Source: RefSeq, a predicted model, not a curated record